AUGCAGGAUCACUAUUGUAAGCUCCAUAAAAAAUUUUAAAAUCGUUGGAUUCUUAUAGCUCCUCCGUAUUAAAAUCGAACAUUUUGUGAAUGUUGUAAAUUUCAAUUAGACAAGGGAGAAGAACUAUUUAUCACCAUAGAAGAGUUUUAAGAAAAAUACAUAAACCCCCUUAAAGAUAGAAUUAAGGAUCAAAAAUAGUCUGAAAACGUUGAUAAACUUUGCAAAAUAUUUAAAACUCUGCUAUGUGAAAUAGAAAAAAUUUUAAUAUAGAUGAAUAAUAUAAAAAUUAACUUUGAAGAAAUUUUUGAAGAUAUUAAAAAACAAUAGUAGGAAUUUGAGAAUAUCAUAAAUAACCAUUCAUUUGAAAACCCUCAUUAAUUUUCUUUGAAAGAAAUUAUUUAAUUGAAAAAUAGCAAUAAAUUAAAUGAUUUGUAAGAUUAAAAGUUUUCUUAUUUCAAAUCAUUCAAUGAAGUUGUCAAUUAGUUAGAAAAUAUAAUAACAGGAUUUAAAAUCUAAAUAGAUCAAUAAGAUUAGAUUGUUUCAAAAAAUUUUUAAGAAUAUAAAGAUUAAAAGAAAGAUGAAUUCAAGUGGGUAGGUAAGAAAAAGUAUAUAGGACAAUUUUGGAAUAAAAACAUAGAAAUAUACUAAAAAUUCCACUUUAAUUUAGAAUUUUGUUUAAAUAAUGAAAUCAUUUAUGAAGAGUUUGAUGGAACUACUUUGAGAUAGUAUAAAUAUUUUUUAAAUUGUUAGAGAAUAAAUAUAUGAUAUCACUAAGUAGCCAAUUAUUUUAGUAAAUAAUGAAUAAAUUAAAAAUUUUUAAUGGGUUGGGGAGUAUGAAAAAGUAUAAAAGGUGGGCAAAUGGAAAGCAUAUUGGAAUGGAUAAAUAAUACCACAAAUUGAAGGGUACUACUUUGAAGGAAUGAAGAAUGGUUUUUGGAAAGAAUGCUCAAAAAAUUAUUGUAGGUAUUUUUUUGAUUUAUUAUUUACAAAAGUCAAGUUAAUUGUUUUGAAUAAGGAUUUUACUGCAAUGAAAAAAGAAAAGGAAUAUGGAGGUACCUUUACGAAGAUAUUGAGAUGUAUCAUAAAAUUAUUUUAAAUUUAAGAGGAGGAGGUUUAUAUAACGAUUCAAAUUAAAAACACGGAAUAUGGACUGAACUGAGCGAUCAUUUUUGUUCUAAAGUUUAGAUUAUUUAUAAUGGUAAAUUUUAAAAUGAUAAUAAAACUGGAAUAUGGGUUAUUUUAUUUAGAGACAUGAUAAAUCAACCAUUUAAGCAGAUGUAUGAUGUUAAUUUAAUUAUUUAUUACUGCAUUUUCUGGAAUAAUCCAUUAGUGGAGGCGGAUUAUAUUAAAUUUGUGUUGAUCAAAAUAAAUAAUAAAACCGAAAUGGGUUAGAUAAUUGUAUUUCUGAAAAUAUGUAGAAAUCUAAAGGAUUCAAAGAAUUUUCUUACUACUCUAUCUCUCCUAAUAUGGACUAAGAAUUAAAAUCUUCCUCAAAAAUAUAUAAUGAUUCGUAAAUUAUAUAAAUUAGUAUCUUUUAAAGAUCAUAUCCUGUAUAUGAAAAAGUUGGUUCAAUUAAGAUAGGAAAAUGGGUAGAUUUGUGGGAUUAGUUUAGGUAGACAGCAUAGGUGACUUAUAGUGGUGAAUAUAAUAUGAAGGGUAUUAAGGUUGGUCAUUGGGAUAUUAAAUUAGAGG
Messenger RNA from Paramecium sonneborni, 1692 nucleotides. The record is from the annotation of a GenBank genome assembly. Lineage: Eukaryota; Ciliophora; Oligohymenophorea; Peniculida; Parameciidae.